Messenger RNA from Eublepharis macularius, 2520 nucleotides. It is a transcript of the gene FSTL4, whose product is annotated as follistatin like 4. Gene Ontology annotation, molecular function: protein binding; calcium ion binding. The transcript has 15 exons. Gene Ontology annotation, biological process: multicellular organism development; regulation of BMP signaling pathway; cell differentiation. The coding region runs from base 1 to 2520 and encodes 839 amino acids. NCBI's taxonomy places the organism in Eukaryota, Metazoa, Chordata, Lepidosauria, Squamata, Eublepharidae. The record is from RefSeq and is a predicted model, not a curated record.
AUGAAGUCAAGAAGCUUCUGGCCAUUUCUCAUAAUAUUAGUGAUUUUACUAUCAGCUGCUUGGGGAUGGAUGGAAUCAAACUGGAGCAGGCGCUUUUAUUCAGAUGCUGGGAGGCUAACACACGAGGAAUCCAGAAGCUUUGAAAUUUCAAGAAGAAAAGUGCAAUAUGGGGAAGGUGGACUCCAUGCAUCAUGUGAGAAGAAGUAUUGUGUUCGGGGAAGUAAGUGUGUCAUAAACAAAGAGACUGAUAAGCCUGAAUGCAGGUGUAUAGAUAAUUGCAAGCCCAGUUACAUGCCAGUGUGUGGCUCAGAUGGCAAAUUCUAUGAAAAUCACUGUGAACUCCACCGAGCUUCGUGCUUGCAAAGGAAAAAAAUCUACAUUAUUCACAGCAAAGACUGCUUCUUCAAAGGUGAAACAUGCACAAUGGCACAGUACAGUCAACUAAAAGGUAUACUUCUGGAUCUUCAGUCUCACCAUCAGAGGCAGCAGACUCAGUCAAGAGAAGAUAGAACUCAAAAGCGUUUCUUAGUUGAAGAUAUGUUUAAUCACUUGGAUAUAGAUGGUGAUGGACACCUCAGCAGCCCUGAAUUGGCUCAGCUGAUGAAAAGGAAAGAUUUGGAAGAUGAUUUUUUGGAUUGUACACCAGAGAAUCUUCUCCAGUUUGAUGACUACAACAAUGAUGGUUACUUAAAUCUGCCAGAACUCUACACUGCAUUCCAGGUGGUCCAACUCACACUUCCUGAAGAUCAAAUGGUUAGCAUGACCACAGUAACCGUAGGGCUGAGCACUGUAUUGACCUGUGCUAUCCAUGGACCUCUGAGGCCUCCAAUCAUCUGGAAACGCAACGGAGUCACGUUGAAUUUUUUAGAUUUGGAAGAUAUCAAUGAUUUUGGAGAAGAUGAUUCUCUCUACAUCACCAAGGUAACAACUAUUCACAUGGGCAAUUACACGUGUCAUGCCUAUGGCUAUGAAGAACUCUAUCAGACCCACAUUCUUCAGGUGAAUGUGCCACCAGUGAUUCGUGUCUAUCCUGAAACACAGGCACAAGAACCUGGCAUAUCAGCAAGUCUCAAAUGUCAUGCUGAGGGCAUUCCAAAUCCUAAAAUUUCCUGGCUAAAGAAUGGCAUUGGUAUCACACCUAAGUCGUCCAAGCAAUUGAUGUUGUUAGCAAAUGGAAGUGAACUUCACAUCAGUAGUGUUCGAUAUGAAGACACAGGUGCCUAUACUUGCAUUGCUAAAAAUGACGUGGGAGUCGAUGAGGAUAUUUCUUCUCUCUUCAUUGAAGACUCAGCUAGAAAGACUCUUGCAAACAUACUGUGGCGAGAGGAAGGCCUCUGUGUGGGAAACAUGUUCUAUGUCUUUGCUGAUGAUGGUAUCACAAUAAUUCAGCCAAAUGACUGUGAGAUCCAGAGACACAUCAAACCAAAUGACAGGGUUUUUACAAGUUAUGCAGAAAUCUGUCCUAGAGUUGAAGGUGAAAACAUUCAGUUCUGCCUGUGGGCUUCUGCUGUCAAUGUCAGAGAUAAAUAUAUUUAUGUAACACAACCUAAGUGGAAUAGAAUAAUGAUCCUCGAUAUCCAGACUCAGAAAGUCAUUCAGGCCUUAGCUGUUGAUCCUCUACCAGUGAAAUUACAUUAUGAUAAAUCACAUGACCAAGUGUGGCUUCUUAGCUGGGUGGAUAUGGAAAAGUCCCACCCAACACUGCAAGUAAUACCAGAGGCAAGUACAGGAGAGAAUCUGCAUAUCAUUCAUACCCAUUUGGAUGGAAUGGAUGAUUACUUUAUUCCAACCACAAAUCUCAUUAUUAAUCACAUCAGAUUUGGUUUCAUCUUUAACAAAUCGAAAUCUGAAGUUCACAAAAUAGAUCUGGAAACUGUGGCUCUCAUCAAGACUAUCAGCUUUAAGAACUACAGCUGUUUGCCCCAAGCCAUGGCCUAUACCCACUUGGGUGGCUACUUGUUCAUCCAGUGUAAAAUGAAUACAUCAAUACUAAUAACUCCACAGCUUAUAAUUGACAGUGUUACAGAUUCUGUUAUUGGUCCCAACAGUGACGUAUCAGGUACUCCCUAUAUUUCCCCGGAUGGACGCUAUUUGGUCAGCACUGAGGAACACAGCGGAAGGAUCCGAGUCCAGGCAAUAACAGUCCAAGGGGAAAUCAAGUUGAUUUAUGACUUACAAACCACCAUACAGAUAUCUGAUCUGACAUUUCUGUCCUCUUUCACUGAAGGCAAUCAGUAUUAUAUAUAUGCUACUUCACAUUUGCAAACAGAUGUACUUUUUGUAGAGCUGUCAACAGGGAAAAUGGACAUAUUGAAGAAUUUAAAGGACCCUAUCAAAUCUAAAGACUGGCCCUGGAGCAGCUACAACAGAAUUAUCCAAGACAGUGGAUUAUUUGGGCAAUACCUUAUUACACCAGCCAAGGAUUCACUAUUUAUUAUUAACGGGCGACAAAACACAUUACGCUGUGAGGUUUCAGGUAUCAAGAGGGGCAAUACAGUGGUUUGGGUUGGAGAUGUAUGA